Anisakis simplex (herring worm) is the source of this 240-nucleotide messenger RNA. The record is from the annotation of a GenBank genome assembly. Lineage: Eukaryota; Metazoa; Nematoda; Chromadorea; Rhabditida; Anisakidae.
AGUCGAGUGGAAAAUUUCGACUUCAAAGCGAUGACACAAACAGCUGAUGAAUUGUUGAUAGUGCUGAAGAAACUUGAAGAUCCGCCAUCUGCAGACGCAGAUACGAGACAAUUGAUAGCGUCCUUCCCUGAAUCGAUCGCGAAUCCGUCACUGUUGAAACCAAUCAAGAAGGAAGUUGAGGCGAAGGCACUUGUCAGUAAAAUUGAGGAAGCUGAACCAGUUGUGAAGGAGUAUUGUGAA